Messenger RNA from Siniperca chuatsi (mandarin fish), 4388 nucleotides. It is a transcript of the gene kcnj13, whose product is annotated as potassium inwardly rectifying channel subfamily J member 13. NCBI's taxonomy places the organism in Eukaryota, Metazoa, Chordata, Actinopteri, Centrarchiformes, Sinipercidae. Gene Ontology annotation, cellular component: plasma membrane. Gene Ontology annotation, biological process: potassium ion import across plasma membrane; regulation of monoatomic ion transmembrane transport. Gene Ontology annotation, molecular function: inward rectifier potassium channel activity. Bases 424 to 1515 code for a protein of 363 amino acids. The record is from RefSeq and is a predicted model, not a curated record. The transcript has 3 exons.
AGCAGCUCUUUGAAUGAACUGUGACAAGGUGUUGUUCUUUUCCCCCCUCCCUCAGUCUUCUGUCUUCCGGGAACACUAAUAGGCUCCAUGCAGAGUAAUGUGACCAAUUGAAUCAUCCUAGCCCCGGAGCUGGAAGCUGUAGAUCGGAGGAGCAGAGAGCGCCGCGCUCAUUCCGGCUCCCACACCGAGAAAACCUCUCUGGGGUGACACUAUCAGUUUCUGUUCGGGACUCCUCUGGGAUUUUACACACUGUCCUCCAAGGAACUAUUGGCACUCUUUCCAUCUGCCUCGGUCCCUUUGCCCACUUGGCAGACCACAGACCAGUUCUUAGGUGAAAAGGUCAGAGGGCCUCUGUUUAGCCCUGACUGCAGCUCUAGAAUCAUACUCACCUUGACUUACCCUGCUUGAGAUCCACCUGCAACCAUGACAACCAAAUCCAACAGUGGUGUUCUGGGUGGUAAGGCUUCCUCCUCUCCUCUCUUGUCGUCUCCACCCCGCCAGCGCCUGGUCACCAAAGACGGACACUGUGCCCUUCGUCCCCCUUUGUGCCCUUCAGGCUCGUGGCGCGGGGCCUCGGGCAGAGCCUGGCUGCUGGCCCUGCAGGACCUGUGGGGACUGUUGGUGGGUCUGCGCUGGAGAUGGGUCCUGCUGGCCUUCUGCGCCUCCUUCCUGGCCCACUGGCUGCUGUUUGCUUGUCUGUGGUACUUGCUGGCCCACCUCAACGGAGACCUGGCUGUGCAGGAUCAUGAUGCCCCCCCACAGGGGCAUGUAGUUUGUGUGAAGCACAUUACCAGCUUCACUGCUGCCUUUUCCUUCUCCCUGGAGACACAGCUGACCAUUGGCUAUGGCACCAUGUUCCCCAGUGGGGACUGUCCCAGUGCCAUAGCACUGCUGGCUGUGCAGAUGCUGCUUGGGCUCAUGUUGGAAGCAUUCAUCACAGGUGCAUUUGUAGCCAAGAUUGCACGUCCCCAGAAGCGAGCAGGAGCCAUCCAGUUCAGCCCCCAGGCAGUGGUGGGACAACACCAGGGCCAGACGUGCCUCAUGCUACGAGCCACCAACCUGCUGCAGCGACCUCUGGUGGAUGUAAAGGUGAGUGCUGUGAUAUACGAGGAGCAUGAAGGUCAGGCCCUGCACCAGACCUCUCUGGACUUCCACUUGGAUCAUCUGGGCCAGCAGCCCUGUCCCUUCUUCAUUUUUCCACUCACCUUUUACCACCCCCUGGACCGCCGGAGCCCCCUCUACCCCGCCCUAUGUGAGGGCAUGUCCAACCACUUUGAGUUGGUGGUCUUCCUGUCAGCCUUGCAGGAGGGAACUGGUGACUCCUGCCAGAAGAGGACCUCCUACCUGCGCCAAGAAAUCCAGUUUGACCGUCGCUUUGUCCCCGCCUUGGGGCUGGAUGCUCGGGGGAGAUACAUGGUGAGCACCCAGCACUUUGACACAGCCCACUCAAAGGAGCCUUUGAACAAGGACUGCGUGGUACAGAUCAACGGUGAUGGCAGUGACAGGAUGGAGUAAGGAUGCUUAAGGGGAGGCCUCAUAGGGACAGUGGGAAUUUCUGAGGGAUAACUGGAGAGGGUAACAAUGGGGCAGAUAUUUUUGUCAGGAGCUACUUGAUUUAAUUUGGUAUAUCUGAAUUUAAGAAAACAUUUUUAAUUAAAACGUAUAUAAGACAUGGAUGCUGCUGCAGACGUCCUCAGCUCCUCCCUCCAAUCUGAUCCCCCACUGGCUUCCAACCCAUCAAAAUAUCCAACUGUGUUGGUUGGAGUGCCUGGCCAGCAGGGGGCACCAUCUUUGGGAAUUGAGUGUGAACAAAUACUGUUUAUUACAAGUUGGGUAUUAUUUUUGUCGCUCUGGCCAUCAUUACUUUUGGUUUCACCUUUAAAUAAAGUGGGAGCUAAUUUGGCAUGACUGUUGUUAUGUCUUGUGAUCUGACUGCUUUGAAGUGUUGGACCUAAUUUCAGCAAUGUCCCUGCAUUCUGAGUACAAUGUUAUCAUACCUGAUUGAACUGAUGGCCAGAGUUACGAAAACAAAACUGUUGUAAUAAACUGCAGUUUUCUUUUAAAUUUAAUCAAAAUGAAUUUGCAUUUCAUUAUUCUUACUUUUUGUGUGAGGUUUUGUAACUGGAUUGAGUAUGAUCAAGCUAUAUUUGAAAAUAUUUAGGUCAUUUGUGGUGGCACAAUCAAUUUCAAAUUCAGUUCCAGUAAUCAAUAUUUUAUUAACACUGAAUCAAAUGACUAUGUGUAACAUGAAAGUGGGCAUUCAUAGUGAUGGCUCCACAGAGAAUUAUGACUCUACAGAGAUUUUUAGUGUCUUUCAGCUCAUUGUUUAGGUUCUGAAGCACAUUUGGUGUUUGGUUCAGUCUCUCCAUUCUCAACAACCUGGUUUCCAGCAGCAGCAGGCAGCUGUUUUCAGCAAAAAAGCUCUAACUGUGACUGAGACUAGCUGGCGAACAUAGUGGAACAUUUAGCUGCUAGAGUCAGAUAUUUCCCUUGGCACAGACCAAAAACAGUGCUAAAAGAGAGUGAAUAUUGGACUUACAUUCAUCAGGUGGACACAAACACCACUACACAUUAAUGAUAAUGUUGCUCUGAUUUGUUAAUAUGUGACAGUUGUGUACUGUCAGCGUGUUCUUCUGCCCCAAAGUGGCCAAAAAAAAUUGAUGUAGCUUAUAAAGCCCCAUGUGUAUUUGAACAUUUCUGACAUUGUUGACAAUAUUUUGAAAAAUACUAUGAUCACAUAAACAUUUUACACAUAGGGGGUUUUAGAAAAACAAACAGAGAGAUUUAUCUACAAAUGAAUGAAGACAGUUUUCUCUUCUCAGUCCCUGGAUGUAGUGUCUCAGAAAGUUGUAUCCAUCACAGUUUGAACUUGAAAUUUGUAUACCUGAAUUUAUUGAAAUUUAGUUUGAUCAAUUCAGUUUCACAAAAAAAAUAUAUUUUCCAAACUUCAUAUACAAGUUAGGAACAAAUUCCAAAUUAAACCAUGUCUUGUGUACAAUUUCAAAUUCUGAACUACGAAUUCAGAUUCACCACAUUCAGAUCUAAUAAAUAUCUGCCCAUAGGUUAUCAGCGAGACUAAAUAAAGGGUAGGACCAAUUAUGAUAGGAGUAAAGAUGAAUGGAAAUUACAAGGUUGGCAGAUGGAGUUGGGGGUAGUCAAAAACUUUUUUAUUUUCUAACUUCUAUAAUCAGCACAUUAUGUCACACUUGAAUUCUCCACAAUGUGGCACGUGGUGCAGUUUUUAGCAAAGAGAUUCUGGGUUUGAACCUGGCUGACCGGCUGGGGCCUUUCUGUGUGGAGUUUGCCUGUUCUCCCAAUGCCUGUGCAGGUUUCCUCACACAGUCCAGAGACAUGCAGAUUAGUUUAAUUGGUGAUUCUUAAUUGCCCGAAGGUGUGAAUGUGAGUGUGAAUGGUUUUCUGACUCUAUGCGUCAGCCCUGUGAUUGACUGGCAACCUGUCCAGGGUGUAUCCUGCAACUCACCCAUUGUCAGCUGGGAUCGGCUCCAGACCACUGUCCCCACCCCCAAUGAAACUGAAGUGAAUAUUUUCCACUUUGUGAGAGAAUUAUUUUUGGCACAGAAGGUCAGUUUAAGUUGACAAGCCUCAGCACCAGCCCUGUAAAACUGAAUGUGAAAUUAGCAGGUAUGGCAGGUAUAUUGAAAGUGUUGAAAGAGAGUACCAAUAAGGAAGGGACAGAGUGCAACAACUCUUCUGUCAUCUCUAUAAAAGGGCAUUCAUGUUGCUGAUCAAUGACUUCUUCUACUGAUGUUUGUGGACUAGCAACAGAAUUGAAGGAUUACACUGUAGAAUAGCAACAUGACCUGACAAUUACAACAAACCAUCAGAUGGUUGUAAUUCCACUGUCAAUAUUAAGCUGCUAAGGUUAUUCAUUGGAAGCCUUUUGAAACAAAGACAUCCAUGUCUUAAAGUGAGCUAUCUAACAUUAGACUGACCUGAAAGAAAUGACAUAUGGCUCAUUAGUGACUGAUAUAAUGAUACUGACUGCUGAUUGAUUUGUAGAUUAAUGCCUUUAUUUUGAAAAAUCAUUGCCUAAAUCAUUAUGCAAAGCAGAAAUUAAUGUAUUAUGUUCAAUUUGUACAAUAAUAAAUGUCUCUAGAUUUAGCAAAGAAAGUUAGGAGGUUAGAAAGAAGUCUAAAUGUUGUAGAAAAUAAGUCUUUGUAUUUGGAGUAUUUUCCUUUAAAGGCUGUUGAUAUGAAGAUAAUCACUGUGUUAUCUAUGUGGUUGAAAAGAAAUCAUGUAGCAAUUUCAGGCAUGAGAGGAAACGUUUCACAAAAUGUGAUUGUGAAGGAUGAGAUCUCAGUGUAUCUCACAUGCUCCAAUACCUUUGUACAGUGUACAUUACAUGAAAUAAAUAUUUUCUAAACAAG